AUGUCCACCCCCAGCAAUGACAAAGACCGUCUCCAAGACUCGUCACAGCAGCUAGACUACGUUCACGGUAGCUCGCACAAGGUCCUCAACUUCCAAAAUGCCAAUUCACGGCGCUAUGCCGUCAACAACGAAGAUGGACACGCAAGCGGGACGGAAUGGGAGUGGUGGAGUCGCGAGAAUCGAAAGGGCCGGCACAUACUUCUCCUCAGUCACGGUCAAGCACCCUCGCGCACCGCACGUACUACGCGCCUUCUUCGAGCGCUUGUGCGCAUGAUCACAGUCGUAGCCUGGUGGGACGUUUCGUGGUGGGUUGGCGUCGUCUUUACUGUCGGCUCGAUAUGCUCGAUCACGUCUGGCGUCCUUCAAUGGCUUCCAGUCGCAUAUCCAGAUACGCGAUUCGCCGCCGACCCGAGCACCAUCAGCGGCGCGAUAUCCUUCUUCCGUGGAAUGUUGUUUCUGCUGGGUGGCAUGCUCCUUGUAGUCGAAGCGGUGAACGCCAACCAGAGCGACUGCUUUGGCUGGGCGCUCAAGGAAAGCUUGAACUCCGACAACGAGAACAUCGAACUCGCGUCUUCGGACGAAGAGAAAGCGACCGAGAACCCCUCCGGCUUCCAACCCGACCGUCGAAACUGCACGCAUAUCCACAACCCCGACCGCAUGAAGCAUCGAAUAUUGCACACGAAGACGUUCAAGGUUGAGGCACGUCCCCAGUCAGGGCCUGAGCAAGCCUGGAAAUGGUGGCCCACGUGGCAGGAUGUUCGCGUUCACUAUCGUCGAGAGAUCGGUUUUAACGCAAAUCUCAUCCUCUUCAUCGGUACAGCCAUCUACUGGGUCACGAAUCUCCUCACCUUACCAGGUGUAUACAAGAACCUCCCGCAAGGUGUGCUCUAUGGGCUAUACUAUCCUUCUUUCCUGCUUGGGGCUAUCUGCUUCCUGGUCGCUUCGAUACUAUACCUGUUUGAAGUGCAGCGCCAGUGGUGGAAGCCCGCGCCGCGCAUGGUCGGGUGGUGGGUUGGAAUGACAAAUCUGAUGUUUUUCAAGUAUUCGUACAAUCCCUACGGCUUCACAAUCUUCUUUUCAGCUGAUAAUAUGACACUUCCAAUUACGGGCAAGUCCGGAAAGGACACACUCGCGGCACGCCUCGAGAACGACUUCGAGAAGCGACCCGAUCCGGUCGCAUUAACCCACAACGCCGAUGAGUCGCAAAACAGCUCUUCGGGGGUUGACUAUGAGCCGCACCCUGAAAGCUCGAUAAACUUGGAGCCUGCGAGGGAGAGAAUUGUACAGUCUAUCUGCAACUUGUACUCUGGCAGCGCUAGCGAAGAAGACAUGAUGGUGUAUGGCAAAGAGGCGGUAUACGAUGACCCAUGGAGCUAUUGCGAUACAAGGUAUAAGAUUGCUGGGCAGUGGUAUGGCAUCCCAAAACUCAUGAAGAGCAGUCGGACGAUCAAGACGGAGGUUAUUUCCUCCAAGCCUGAUGAGAUCAUCUUCAAGUUGCAGCAGGAGUACACUCCAAAACCUAUGCCGAUUGCGAAGAAGGUCAACAGCUUGAUUACACUGACGCUCGAUCAAGAGGGCAAGGUGCGGUAUCACAAGGACAUGUGGAAUGAGAAGGACUACAGUCACGAAGGUCUAGGCAAAUUCAUGAAAGAGUUGAAUGGGGAUCAUCUAACAAAGAUCACGCGACCCCCAGCAGAUCUGUGA
This is a messenger RNA of Alternaria ethzedia, 1704 nucleotides long. RefSeq lists its product as uncharacterized. The coding region runs from base 1 to 1704 and encodes 567 amino acids. The record is from RefSeq and is a predicted model, not a curated record. The transcript is spliced from 5 exons. Lineage: Eukaryota; Fungi; Ascomycota; Dothideomycetes; Pleosporales; Pleosporaceae.